Molecule: messenger RNA, 2826 nt
Organism: Lotus japonicus
Lineage: Eukaryota; Viridiplantae; Streptophyta; Magnoliopsida; Fabales; Fabaceae
Product: metal-nicotianamine transporter YSL3-like
Exons: 8
Coding region: 467-2476 (669 amino acids)
Biological process (GO): response to iron ion; seed development
Cellular component (GO): plasma membrane
Molecular function (GO): iron-nicotianamine transmembrane transporter activity; oligopeptide transmembrane transporter activity
Source: RefSeq, a predicted model, not a curated record
CUGUUCAUGAGUCAACGUUGAGUGCCUUAAUCUAUCAAAUAAUUUUCAGCCCAACAAAUAAGCAAAGGUUAUCUGGAAAGUGGGUAGUUCCCCUUUUCAAAUUGUAGUACAAACAAAAACUUUAACAUCUCAGAAAACUCAUUUGUAGUAGUACACAACCCCACCAUUGUACUACAAGUUAUUGUAAGAAGACCCUCUUUGGUUGAUGAUUUAGUUUCUAAUGGCAACUAUAAAGUUCUCUGCUUUGAUGCAAAUCCUUUCAUGGGUUGUCUCCAUUUCUGAUACAUCAGAAACUUUGCCUUGGUUUUUUAGAUUGCAAAUUUGUACCGUAUUACCUUAAUCUUUUGUACCUGGUGUGGUGGAGAAUACAAUUCUUGAAUUGAAGCUUCGUCCCUGUCAGGAAGAUUCAGUUUUCCUUUCAUAAAAAAAGGGAACUUGAGUUAGAGUUGAGGAUUUUGUGAAUCCAAUGGGUACUAUAAGCAGUGAGGAUCACAGAGAGAUUGAGAAUCAUGUUAGAGAAGGCACUGAAGAGGCUCCACCUAUGCCUGAGGAAGUGAGUAGAAUAGCACCAUGGGCGAGACAGAUCACGAUUCGGGGAUUAUUUGCUAGCGUCCUCAUAGGAGUCAUUUACAGUGUGAUUGUGAUGAAGCUGAACCUCACAACUGGUCUAGUCCCCAAUCUCAAUGUCUCAGCUGCUCUCCUUGGCUUUGUGUUCAUCAGAACAUGGACUAAGCUGCUUGAAAAGGCCAAUAUUGUUUCAACUCCAUUCACCAGACAGGAGAAUACAGUAAUCCAGACUUGCGCGGUUGCUUGCUACAGCAUCGCAGUAGGAGGUGGUUUUGGGUCUUACCUCUUGGGAUUGAAUAGGAGGACGUAUGAGCAAGCAGGGAUCGAUACAAAAGGGAAUGCUCCAAAUAGUACCAAGGAACCUGAAGUGGGCUGGAUGACAGGCUUUCUCUUUGUGAGCAGCUUUGUAGGGCUAUUGGCGCUGGUCCCAAUUAGAAAGAUCAUGAUAAUAGACUACAAAUUAACUUAUCCAAGUGGAACUGCUACUGCUGUUCUUAUUAACGGGUUUCAUACUCCUAAAGGAGAUGUUAUGGCCAGGAAGCAGGUUCACGGUUUCAUGAAAUUCUUCUCAUUCAGCUUCCUCUGGGCUUUCUUCCAGUGGUUCUACACGGGUGGAGAUAACUGCGGAUUUAUUCAAUUUCCUACUUUUGGAUUGCAAGCAUGGAGAAACUCAUUUUACUUCGAUUUUAGCAUGACUUAUGUUGGAGCAGGAAUGAUUUGUUCCCAUCUUGUCAAUUUAUCCGUGCUUCUUGGGGCUGUUGUUUCAUGGGGAAUUAUGUGGCCCUUAAUAAAGGGACUAAAAGGAGAAUGGUACCCUGCAACUAUAUCAGAAAGUAGCAUGAAGAGUCUUAAUGGCUAUAAGGUUUUCAUUUCCAUUGCAUUGAUUCUUGGUGAUGGGCUUUACAAUUUUGUCAAAGUCGUCUACUUCGCGGUCACAAAUAUCCGUGCCAACAUGAAAAGGAAGAAUUUAAAUACAUUUCUGGAUAACCAGAAACAACUUCCUCUCGAUGACCUUAGACGGAACGAAGUUUUUACAAGAGAAAGCAUUCCCCUAUGGUUGGCAUGUGCAGGGUACAUCUUUUUCUCCAUCAUUUCCGCCAUUGUAAUCCCUUUGAUGUUUCCUCAGUUGAAGUGGUAUUAUGUGGUGUUUGCCUAUCUUUUUGCACCAUCUCUCGGCUUCUGCAAUGCUUACGGCGCAGGCUUAACCGACAUGAACAUGGCCUACAACUACGGGAAAGUGGCUCUUUUUGUGCUUGCAGCCUUGGCCGGGAAAAACGAUGGCGUAGUUGCUGGUCUCGUAGGGUGUGGCCUGAUCAAAUCCAUUGUUUCCAUUUCAUCUGAUUUGAUGCAUGAUUUCAAGACCGGCCAUCUCACAUUCACUUCGCCUCGCGCGAUGCUUGUGAGCCAAGCUAUCGGGACCGCAAUAGGCUGUGUUGUUGCUCCUCUCACAUUCUUCCUUUUUUACAAGGCUUUCGAUGUGGGGAACCCGGACGGAGUUUACAAGGCUCCAUAUGCCAUCAUAUAUAGAAACAUGGCAAUUCUUGGCGUGCAAGGGUUUUCCGCGCUUCCUCACCAUUGCCUGCAGCUCUGUUAUGGAUUCUUCGCGUUUGCUAUAGCAGCCAACUUGGUGAGAGAUAUUAGCCCUAGAAAGUUCGGGAGAUGGGUUCCACUUCCAAUGGCGAUGGCUGUGCCUUUCCUAGUUGGUGGUUACUUUGCCAUUGACAUGUGUAUGGGAAGUUUGAUUGUGUUUGCCUGGCAUAAACUGAACAAAAAUGAGGCGGGUUUGAUGGUUCCUGCAGUUGCUUCUGGGUUGAUUUGUGGAGAUGGAAUGUGGAUUCUCCCUUCAUCCAUUCUUGCUUUGCUAAAGGUUCGUCCCCCAAUCUGCAUGAGCUUCUUUCCAUCAAGGUAGAAAGUUCACACUUGUAGAGAUCAGAGGAAUUAGAUGCAGUCAAGUAAAGUGUAUGUUUGUUUUGGGGAUAGAUAACACAAACGUGAUUUCGCGUAGCUCAAGAUAUCAACGAAAAAACUAGAAUUUGUCAUGUUGGGUUUAACGUGAAUCGGAGAAGUAAGAUAUUAACAUGUUUACUUCAAUGUGGAUUCACGUUAAGUUCAAUGGAAAUGCACGUUAAGAUAAUUAUGGGUUUAAUGUCCUAGGAGGCUUGCUUGUGAGCAAUUCUUAUUCAAAAAUAGGAUCUAUGAUCAUAUGUAAUUCCACGUCAAUUAGCUAUUGAAGAAUUAGUAUAGAAAUUUUAUACAGAA